Molecule: messenger RNA, 2911 nt
Organism: Daldinia vernicosa
Lineage: Eukaryota; Fungi; Ascomycota; Sordariomycetes; Xylariales; Hypoxylaceae
Exons: 2
Coding region: 539-2626 (695 amino acids)
Molecular function (GO): protein binding
Source: RefSeq, a predicted model, not a curated record
GACCGAAUCAGUUAAUGCCGAGAAGAAACGUCAUCCCUGUCGCGCAGCCUAUUUCCUGAUUGUGCAAGGGCGGUAGUGGGGGCGUGGAACCCUGCCAUCUUCAUAUUCCACAUUAAGACGGCGCAACCGCCAUCUUAACUUCUCAUCUUUUUAAUAGACGCAUGUUCGCUAAUUUUGUAUUUGUAGAAAAUACCAACGCGUUGUCAAUUCCCAUAAUUCAUAGCGGUUUAAUCACCAUCUCUAGUCAUUUCUUCUUCACUCCUUCGUCUAUCCGCAUACCAAUCUCGUCGCUGGUGACGUCGUCUUAUCUCAUCCCACGUAUCCUCCAUUCCAACCAGCAAUUCUCCGAACUGCAAAUCACUAUUACUACCCUCAAUACAUACGAAUCGCUUUACUGCACCCAUAGUUACCUUCCAUAUAUUACUACCUAGGUACUAAUCUAAUUAUAUUGAUCAUCAAUAUCUAUCAGUUAACACGCAACAACCAUUGCGCGUCAGAAUUACGCAUCAGAGCCGCGCGAAUAAAAUUCCGAGUUAGUAUGGCAUCAGUAACAUCCUUGGACAAGGACUUGCGAAAGUUGCGCCUCGAAAAAUAUACGCCAGCUGCUGCGAACGAAGCCCAGUCGUGGAUUGAGAGUGUGUUAGGUAGCAGACUUCCAUCCAACGAUCUUCUCGACGGACUUAAGGAUGGCGUUGCUCUAUGCAAACUCAUUAAUUUGGCCGUCGGUCCUCCCGGCGUUAAAUUCAAACAAUCUGCUAUGCCUUUCAUCCAGAUGGAGAACAUCUCACAUUUCCUGCGCGCCUGCCAAUCGCCACCCCUGAAUUUGCAAGACCACGAUGUGUUUCUUACAGUCGAUUUAUACGAGCGGAAAGAUCCCGCCCAAGUUCUCCAGUGCCUCGGCGCUUUCUCUCGAGCGGCGCAUUCCCUUAACCCCUCCGCAUUUCCCUCUCCCAUUGGAUCAAAGGCGAAAAUAUCCGCCACCAUGAGCCCGCAAAGCACAGGUCCAACGACGCCGCGCAAUAGGAAACUUUCUAAUGUCAGCAACAACUCGUCUACGUACGGUUCACGGUCCGGUAUAACCCCUACAAAAACCGGAGACUCGGGUUCGGGGCGCUGGAGUCCUACCAAGAGUCCACCGCCAUCGAGCGAACGUGUAGGAUCGCCGUCCGUAUCUAGUUGGAGCAAGAGAGACCUCGAGGGAGUUACAAGCCCCGCAUGGAAUAUUGCGCAGUACGGCUAUAUGGGCGGCGCAAGUCAAGGCAACCUAGGUAUAUCUUUCGGAGGGCGGCGACAGAUUACUAGCGCCAGUCCUCUUGUCCCCAGCUUGGCCGAUAAGGAGCGCAAGCGCAAAGAGCAGGAGGCCGAAGCCGAACGACGGAGGUUACAAACAGAUGAUCAGCAACGUAUCCGUAAGGCUGACCUAGAAGCUGAAGAGGAACGGGCACGGUUAGUAGAGGAGCAUAGAUGGGAAGAAGAGACAAGACGGCUGCGCGCCGAAGAAAAGCGCAAGGCGGAAGAAGAGAAACGUCGGUGGGAGGAGGAAGAGCGCCAAUGGAAACUAACAGAGGAGAAACGAAGGAGGGAAGAAGAAGAAGCCGAAGCAAAACUAGCCGAAGAGCGUCGCCGUGCGAAGGGCAAAAACGAUAACCGAUUGCAAGGGCAAUUCCUUAGCCAAUACCAAGCCGAACACGAUAUCACGCCGCAAAAGAGUGGCGGUGGCGGGUAUAGCGACCGCAUCAAACAGUUAGAGCAGGAAUUAGAGUUGGCAAGGAAGCGAGAGAUGGAAUAUGAGGAAGAACGACAGAGGCGGUCACAGAACCGAGCGCGAUCUCGUAGCCGGCCAAAAAAGGCGGAAUCUAGACCACCUAGUCGCCAAGACUCAUGGCGACCGAAAGACGAGCGCGAGUUCCUCAGUACACAAUGGAAUCGACGUCAGCAAGAGCAGCGUGAGCGAGAGCAACAGCAAGAACAACAGCAAGAUAUUGCUCCUCCGCCUCCGCCGCGUCCACUCCCCGUGCCUGUACUGGCUGCACCAAUCAAGACCAAUCACACAGGAGAGAAACCACCUGUGCCCAUAAAACCCCAAAGAACUGGAGAGGGUAGGCCCCUUCCCAUUCCGGACCGGAUUAAGAACCAGGCAACUGGUGGCUCGAACCUAAACCCGUCGGCACGGCCUCUUCCUGUCCCAUCCCCGAAUUCUAACGGUAAUCGUACGGAUCGCUUCCUCGCCUCCAACCCGGCGCCCGCUCCGGCUCCUCCGCAGCAGACUUACUCUCGUGAGCUCGAUGUCACAGCAGAACGUGACGCGGAGGACAGGCGACGAGCCGAAUCACAAGCUAAGACGAAGGCAGGCGGUUGGGCCGGCAAGUCGUUACUAGAGCGCGAGAUGGAGAUGGAAAGGCAAAGACAGCGCGAAUGGGAGGAAUCGCAGCAGGAGACGGCUAAGGCGGUUAGAGCAGGCGAUGGUGUAGACGGUAUCGGCGGCGGGGUUGGUGGCCGGUGGGACGUUAGUCAGUGGAGCGGAUAUACUGGCGGCGACAGCCAAAACAAUGGAUCUGCGGGUAUUGGAGCUGGAAGGAGACAAAUCGUCGGGCCUAGGCCAUUACCAAACAGGCCCGGGCCGUGAACGCCCUUCCCGAUGGAAUAGUGCGGGAUUAGUUACCUAUCUGUUCAUAGCAGUGUAAUUAAGGCCAUGUGAGGAAUAGAGACCCAAUAACGACAUUAUGCAAUAUAUUUCAUCAAGUUCGACAUUGGAAUGUUCUCGGCUUAUCAUUUGAGGACGAUUAUGAAGAUGGAAGUUAUAAGUUUGAGUUCUAUUUAUGUCGGCCUUGGUUUGGCCUGAAAUAUAAAGAGUUGUUGAAGGCGGUAAGCGUACCUCUCUGUCUUCGUUCUGAUUUUAUUCUAUCGGUAG